This is a messenger RNA of Entamoeba nuttalli P19, 447 nucleotides long. RefSeq lists its product as hypothetical. The record is from RefSeq and is a predicted model, not a curated record. The coding region runs from base 1 to 447 and encodes 148 amino acids. Lineage: Eukaryota; Evosea; Mastigamoebida; Endamoebidae. The transcript has a single exon.
AUGUUUCUUCUUUAUUUCAUUAAGAGAUUAUGUUUUAUCAUUUCUUUAAUUAUUGUGAUUGGAUAUAUUGCUUUGAUUAUAUUUAUUUCAUAUUUUGGAUUUAUUCAAUCACUAUUUCUCAAGUCUGAAUGGAUAUUAGAAGGAAUAAACGACAAUAAUUCUUUACUUCAAUUUGUUUUUACUACACCAAAAAAUUAUCGGAUUAAUGUUAAUUCAUUAUCAAUGGAAAUAUUUAUUGGAAAUAUGUUAAUAGGAAAUGGAAUAAUGACAGAUUUUACGAUAAAACAAACUAAUAAAAUAGAGAUACCUUUUUACGAUAUUCAAUAUGAAGAUUUAUUAACUUCAUUACCAUCUCUUAGUGUUUAUCUUAAUUCCUUUAAAGUAAGUUGUUUUUCUUUUAAGUUAGAAGAAAACGUUUAUUCUUUAAAACAAAAAAUAGAAAUUUGA